This is a messenger RNA of Lycium ferocissimum, 974 nucleotides long. RefSeq lists its product as uncharacterized. NCBI's taxonomy places the organism in Eukaryota, Viridiplantae, Streptophyta, Magnoliopsida, Solanales, Solanaceae. Gene Ontology annotation, molecular function: S-adenosylmethionine-dependent methyltransferase activity. The coding region runs from base 79 to 873 and encodes 264 amino acids. The transcript is spliced from 2 exons. The record is from RefSeq and is a predicted model, not a curated record.
GUGAGCAUAUAUAAAGGGAACAAUGAUUUCAAGUUUUCAAUCAUAUCAGAUAGUGAAAUAAGAGAAGACUAAAAAAGAAUGGCAGAAUUUUUCAUUAAGCAAGCACAACAGUAUUCAGAGGGUAGGCCAAGUUAUCCUGAGGAAUUGUUCAAUUUCAUAGCUUCAAAAACACCUUGUCAUGAUCUUGUUUGGGAUGUUGGCACUGGUAGCGGCCAGGCUGCUAAAUCUUUAGCUAAGCUCUACAAGAAUGUAGUAGCCACAGACACAAGUCCAAAGCAGCUUGAAUUUGCAGCAAAGGUUCCGAAUGUUCGAUACAUAUGUACCUCUUCCAUGAUGUCAAUAUCCGAAAUCAAAACAAAAAUAGGAGCAGAGUCAAGUGUAGAUUUGGUGACAAUUGCACAAGCAAUGCAUUGGUUUGAUCUCCCAACUUUUUAUCAACAAGUCAAAUGGAUACUCAAGAAAGCAAAUGGAGUAAUAGCAGCAUGGUGUUACACAGUGCCAGAAGUAAACAGCUCAGUGGAUGCAAUUUUUGAUAAAUUUUACACUAUUGAUGCUGGACCUUAUUGGGAAUCGCCAAGAAAAUUGGUGGAUGAAAAGUACAAAACUAUUGAUUUCCCAUUUGAGGCUGUAGAUGGUUGUGAUCAUAAUGGACCAUUUGAGUUCAAGAUUGAGAAAGUGAUGGACUUGGAUUCUUACUUCACAUACCUGGGGUCAUGGUCAGCUUAUCAAAUUGCAAAAGAAAAGGGUGUUGAGCUAUUGACUGAUGAUGUUGUUGACAAAUUCACAAGUGCUUGGAAUGAAGAUGGUGAAAGCCAGAAAACUGUGAUUUUCCCAAUUUACUUGAGGAUUGGCAAAGUUGGAAAUUUGAAUUGAAAAUGAAAUCAGUACUUCAGUUAUAUCUACAAUUUGAUCAUCCAUUUUGAAUUGUCUGCUGGUUGUUAUCUUUUAAUAAGGCAUUUUAAUAAGUACUACUA